AUGUGGUUGAGACGUGCUGCUGAGUUGGGUGGGCUAGGGGUCCUCGACUUGCAGCGCUUCAACAACGCUCUGCGGCUGCGGUGGAUUGGCAAGCGAAGACUGGGACGAAUUAACCAUGGAAGGGGUUUGUUGGAACCUGCAUCCACCACCAAUCAGGCCCUUUUUGCUUACAGGACCGAGGUCACAUUUGGGAAUGGGAAGACGGCCAGCUUCUGGACGGUGGCGGAGGCGAUAUGCAAUGACCAUUGGCUUCUGGACCUGCGCGGGCGGGUCUCCCCGGGGCUCCUCCCCGAUUUCGUCAUGCUCAGGGAGGUAGCGAGGAGCUGCACACUAGCCCCGGACACAGAAGACGCCUUCCGUUGGAGGUCGCCAUCGGGCGCCUACUCCGCGACCUCCGCGUACGCGCUACAGUUCGAUGGGACCGAGCAAUCCUCGCUUCGCCACAUCUUGCCGGUCUGGGCACCUCCCAAGUGCAAGUUCUUCGUGUGGCUACUGCUGCAGCCGUCGGAUCUUCACCGCCGAUAG
This is a messenger RNA of Lolium perenne, 525 nucleotides long. RefSeq lists its product as uncharacterized. The record is from RefSeq and is a predicted model, not a curated record. Lineage: Eukaryota; Viridiplantae; Streptophyta; Magnoliopsida; Poales; Poaceae.